Messenger RNA from Mycosarcoma maydis (corn smut), 1626 nucleotides. Its product is annotated as putative t-complex-type molecular chaperone, subunit epsilon. Gene Ontology annotation, biological process: protein folding. Bases 1 to 1626 code for a protein of 541 amino acids. Gene Ontology annotation, molecular function: ATP hydrolysis activity; ATP-dependent protein folding chaperone; ATP binding. The record is from RefSeq and is a predicted model, not a curated record. The transcript has a single exon. Gene Ontology annotation, cellular component: chaperonin-containing T-complex. Lineage: Eukaryota; Fungi; Basidiomycota; Ustilaginomycetes; Ustilaginales.
AUGGCCGAACCACAGAUCGCAUACGCUCAAGACGAAUACGGUCGACCUUUCAUCGUCGUGCGCGAGCAGGGCAAAAAGACGCGCGCCAACGGCAUUCAAGCCAUCAAGAACCACAUUUCAGCAGCCAAGACGGUCGCCAACAUCCUCAAAACAUCGCUCGGACCACGCGGUCUGGACAAGAUUCUCAUCAGCCCCGAUGGCGACAUCCAGGUCACCAACGAUGGCGCCACCAUCAUGAACAACAUGGAGCUUGACCAUCAGAUCGCCAAAUUGCUCGUCGAAUUGAGCAAGAGUCAGGACGACGAGAUCGGAGACGGAACCACCGGCGUCGUCGUGCUCGCAGGUGCGUUGCUCGAACAGUCGGAAGCGUUGCUCGACCGAGGUAUCCACCCCAUCCGUAUCGCCGACGGUUUCGAGCGCGCCUGCAACCUCGCCGUGCAAGAACUCGAAAAGGUCGCCGACCUGGUCGAAUUCGACAAGGACAACAUCGAUGAGCUCAUGAAGGUCGCCAAAACAUGUCUCGGAUCCAAGAUUGUCUCGAAAGCGUCGGACAAAUUCGCCAAGAUCGCCGUCGACUCGGUGCUCUCUGUUGCCGAUCUCAAGCGACGCGAUGUCGACUUUGAGCUGAUCAAGGUAGACGGCAAAGUAGGCGGUGCAUUGGAAGAUACGCAACUCGUACAAGGCGUCGUGAUCGACAAGGACAUGUCGCAUCCACAGAUGCCUCGUGUCGUCAAGGACGCCAAGAUCGCCAUUCUCACCUGUCCCUUUGAACCGCCUCGUCCCAAGACUAAGCACAAGCUCGACAUCACCUCGGUCGACGAGUAUCGCAAACUUCAAGACUACGAAAGACAAAAGUUUGAAGAGAUGAUCAAGCGUGUCAAAGACUGUGGUGCCAAUCUGGUCGUCUGCCAGUGGGGAUUCGAUGACGAAGCCAACCACCUUUUGCUGCAACACCAACUGCCCGCGGUGCGAUGGGUGGGAGGACCGGAGCUAGAGUUGAUCGCCAUCGCCACCAACGGCCGCAUCGUGCCACGCUUUGAAGAUCUCUCACCGGAAAAGCUGGGUCGAGCGGGUAUUGUGCGCGAAGUGGGUUUCGGCACGACGCGCGAUCGCAUGCUCAUCAUCGAAGAGUGCGCCAACACGCGUGCCGUCACCGUCUUUGUGCGCGGUUCGAACAAGAUGAUCAUCGACGAGGCCAAGCGCGCACUGCAUGACGCCAUCUGCGUGGUGCGCAACCUGGUGGUCGACAACCGUGUCGUGUACGGUGGUGGGGCCGCCGAGAUCUGCGCUUCGGUCGCCAUCUCCAAGGCAGCCGACGAGAUCGCCUCGUUGGAGCAGUACGCCAUGCGUGCGUUCGCUUCGGCACUCGACGCUAUCCCGCUAGCGCUAGCCGAAAACUCGGGUUACUCGCCCAUCGAAACGUUGGCAGAAGUCAAGUCGAGACAGGUAACCGAGAAGAAUCCCAAAUUGGGCAUCGACUGCAUGGGCGCUGGUGACAACGAUAUGAAGAACUGCCGCGUCUUCGAUCCGCUUGUCUCCAAGAGACAGCAGCUGCUGCUCGCAACGCAGCUGGUCAGGGCGGUGCUCAAGAUCGACGAUGUGAUUGAACAGCACAACAUCGAAUAA